AUGGCUGAGACAUUCCAGGUUCGGUUCCAGACCACCACAAUAAUUUGCUUCUGCAGGAAGCAUUUAUGGUGGUUUGGUCUGCAAGAAGUUCGUAAAAGUACACCAAAAUUUGGUACAACUGGAUUACUCUGCAUCAGAAUCCAUCCUGUGCUGGGACAUCCAGUAGUGCUUUUCAUCCCUGAUGAUGUGGCUGGCGUGGGCUUGUUGGGAGAGCUGAUACUGACCCCAGCUGCUGCUCUGUGUCCCUGCCCGAGGGCCUUUUCCAACCAGCUGAAUAGGAUUUCUUCAGUUUCUAUAUUUCUGUAUGGACCUUCAGGUCUGCCUCUGAUGUUGCCAAGCCAGGAGCAGCCAACAACUACUGUCUUCAAAGAUGCCUCGUAUUUCAUAGACUGGAAGAAAUACCACUUGUGUGUGGUGCCCAAUUUGGAUCUCGAUUUGGAUCGAGAUUUGGUGCUUCCAGAUGUGAGUUAUCAGGUGAAAUCCGGUGAGGGGGAUCAGUCUCAACAUAUGGACCCUCAGGGACAAACUCUGCUGCUUAUUCUCUUUGUGGAUUUCCACAGCAGAUUUCCAGUCCAGCAAACGGAGCUCUGGGGAGUCCACACUUUGCUCACGACGCAUCUCAGUACCAUCCUCAGGGAGAGCCGUGGCGUGGUGCAAGAUUCCAUCCAGGUCGCUGUGGACCAGGCCUUGGAGCAGCAUCACCAGGCUGCCAAGGCUCAUCAGAAACUGCAGGCCUCCCUCUCAGUGGCUGUGAAUUCCAUCGUGAGUGUCGUGACUGGCAGCACCAGCAGCAGCUUCCGAAAGACCUGCCUCCGGGCCCUUCAAGCAGCUGACACACGGGAACUGGGGACCAAACUGCACAAAUCAUUUCAUGAGAUCACCCAGCACCGAUUUCUUCACCACUGCUCAUGUGAGGUGAAGCAGGAGCUGCUUCCAGAGAAAAAUGAUGCAGAGAGCACAGAGGAUGCACAUGAGAACAGCAGCCUGGAGCUCCUUGAAGGGGCCAGCGGGCAAGUAGAAAACAAGAGACUCAAGAAAGGCAGUCUCCGCCAAGUCGUGGAGGAGACGCAGGCUUUCCACUCUGCCAGGGCCCCGAGCGCGUCAGAGGCUGCCCUGCGGAGCGCAGAGCCCCUGGAGGCCGCCUUGACCCCUAGCGGAAGCAGGGCGGGCCUCGGGAGGAGCCAGGAGGACGCGCUGUGGCUGCAGGAGGUCUCCAACCUGUCGGAGUGGCUGAGUCCCGACCCCUGAACCGAGCCCUCUCCCCUCGGGUCCACGCGGGC
Hipposideros armiger (great roundleaf bat) is the source of this 1280-nucleotide messenger RNA. RefSeq names its product TOP6B like initiator of meiotic double strand breaks (gene TOP6BL). Gene Ontology annotation, biological process: meiotic DNA double-strand break formation; reciprocal meiotic recombination. The transcript has 12 exons. NCBI's taxonomy places the organism in Eukaryota, Metazoa, Chordata, Mammalia, Chiroptera, Hipposideridae. The coding region runs from base 1 to 1248 and encodes 415 amino acids. The record is from RefSeq and is a predicted model, not a curated record.